AUGCGGUGGUCGCUUGCCUGGACGUUAUUUCUCCCCUCCAUCUCGAUCCCAGUCCAAGCCUCACGAACAUGCUACCUCCCCAACGGCGAAGUCGCAAUCAAUGACCAACCAUGUUUCCCAGAAAACCCCGAAUCCUCCUGCUGCGGAGGAAGCACCUACGUCUGCGCAACCAACAACAUGUGCGCCUACUACGACGCCUCCUACUAUGUCAUCGGCAGCUGCACCGAUAAGACCUGGAACUCGCCGGCCUGCGAUCACAUCCACAAUACUGUCUUUCGCUGCUCGGCAAACACCUACUGCUGCGUGGACGGGCCCGCAUGCAACUGCACGACCGGCGUCAAUACACAGCACAUCGCGGAUUUCCUACCCGAGUAUUCGGAACUUGUAGGCUCGUCGGUUGCGCUGGAUACCGUCGCGACGAGCUCGUUGCUAACUCCGAUCGGAGCCACGCGCACCCCAGCCACUACUGUCGCCACUGUUCCUGCAACCUCGUCAUCAGCCCCGGGGGUCUCGGGUACAAGCACGACCACUCUUGCGACAACACCGGCAGCAACGCAUCUAUCCACGUCGACUACAUCGUCAGUUUCGCCGACCCAAACAGCGGUGAGCACCAGCAGCAACAGUCUCAAGAUUGGACUUGGGGUCGGGAUCCCGCUCGGGGCUCUGGCCGUCGCCCUCGUGGUAGUCCUCUUGAUCAUGCAGCGCCGCUGGAGGAGACGGCAGGUGCUGACGGAGAUGAAGAGGACAUCGCAGCAAGUUUUCUACCUGCAGCGGCACCCGGAGCGACCACCGUCGGAGAAUGUGAAGAAGAAUCCGUACCUUGAGUUGAGGCAAACGCAUAUCUUCGAGGCGCCCGGGCAUGAGGCGGCGAGGAUAUAG
Molecule: messenger RNA, 879 nt
Organism: Aspergillus thermomutatus
Lineage: Eukaryota; Fungi; Ascomycota; Eurotiomycetes; Eurotiales; Aspergillaceae
Exons: 3
Coding region: 1-879 (292 amino acids)
Source: RefSeq, a predicted model, not a curated record